AUGGCUUUUCACUGUACUUUGGAUCAAUUACCUGUAGAAUUAUUACAUACAUUGUUUACCUAUUUUUCUUCAUCUGAACUUCUAUAUACAUUUUAUCAUGUGAGUGAUUAUGUUAUUGCUUCCUUACAAUCUUAUUCUUCUUAUCAACUUGAUUUUAAAUCAAUUUCAAAAUCUAAUUUUCGUUGCAUUUGUCGUCAUGUUCAACCAGAACAAGUUAUAUCAUUGACAUUAUCUGAUAGUAAUGAUACACCUGGUCAAUCAGAAUUAUUCUUUAAUCGUUUUCGAAUGGAACAAUUUACUCGACUUCGAUCACUUACUUUAGUUGAAAUUGAAUUUAACUCAUUAGAAUCUAUUUUUUUAAAUCUAUCUAAACUUCAUGAACUACGUUCAUUUUCAUUUGAUGCUUAUUCUAUUAGACAUAUCUACGGAGUAAUGGAUCUUAAUUCUAUAAAAAAACUUGAGCAAAUAAAUAAUAUGUUACGUAAUACUUAUGCUCAAGUAUUCCCUCAAUUGAAUUAUUUAUGUCUGAAUGGUGAUUGGGUGUUAGAUACGAUACCAUUACCAAAUAUUCUACACUUAAAACUCGAACAUUGUCCACUCGAUAAACUUGCAACAAUUGCUGAUUUAGCUCCAAAGCUUAGAUCAUUAGAUGCUUGUGUUGAUGUUCCACAAAUGAAUUCCUAUGAUAUCAUAUUAUCUUCUCAACUUACUCGAGUUCGUUUAAUUAUGAAAGAUUUUACAGUAUCAAUGAAUUAUAUGGAAUACAUCUUAUCAAAUCGUUUGUAUCUAAAACAUCUUGAAUUACAUUUGAAAGGUUGUGAAGAUUUAGCAGAUGGUCAACGUUGGCAAAGAUUAACUAGUUCUCUCCAAACAUUCAAUUUUAAAUUCAAUAUACAGCUUGAUUCAAUUGAACAAAUUCUUAAUACAUUUCGAACAUUGUUUUGGUUGAAAGAAAAACAAUGGUUUGUGGCUUAUCAAGACAAAUGUUUAUUUUCUCUACCUUUUUUUGCACCAAAACAUAUAGAUACUUCUUGUCAAAUGCCUAUUUAUUCGACAGCACCUAAUGAUACUGUUUUCUACGAAAAUGUAACUCAACUUAGUCUCAGCACAUCUAAAAAAAUUAUCAAAUAUUUUACUCAUAUUAAUACAUUAAAACUUGAAGAUAAAAUUUCACAACAAGAACUUUUAUGUUUUGUUAAUCUUCGUUACGUUAAACAUUUAGUUAUUUUAUCUCUUGAUGAUUUAUUACAAUUUACACCUAUUGAAUGUAAAAUACCUCAGUUACGUCAACUCACUAUUGAAAACAAAAUAACAAGAAAAGAAAUAGAAAAAAUGAUGUGUAAUUCAUAUGAACAAAUUCGAACACUUGAAAUUAGCAUCAUUCUUCAAGAUCAAAAUCACAUCGUUGAUGAAUUGCUAAGAUUGUUUUCACAUACAGAACAUUUUAUAUAUAACUCUGAUAUUCAAUCGAUACAGACGAUGGUACUUUUUAUAGAUGGAUUUAAACAUUUAUCAAGUGCCUCGUUUAUUUCACAAGGUCCAUUAUAUAAUCAACCUCAACAUUUUCGUUAUACUCAUGAUUUAAUAAUUUUAAAAACUAAUCGAAUUAAAUAUGGUAUUUCAACAUGUCGAAUUUAUUAUUUACCUGAUAGCACAUCAUUAUUUUGUAUUAAUUGGUGGAUUGAAGAGUAA
Rotaria sp. Silwood1 is the source of this 1692-nucleotide messenger RNA. The record is from the annotation of a GenBank genome assembly. Lineage: Eukaryota; Metazoa; Rotifera; Eurotatoria; Philodinida; Philodinidae.